AUGGGGUAUUUCGGCCUCAAAGGAGCAUGGCUCACCUUCUGGGUGACCAUCGCCUGCGCGACGGACAUGACGCUGUUCGGCUACGACCAAGGUGUCUUUGGCGGCGUCAUCGUGACCGAUGACUUUCUCGAAACCAUGGGCAUCGUCGGCAACGACAAGCUCCAGAGCACAGUGACCGCAAUCUAUGACAUUGGCUGCUUUCUCGGCGCGAUAUCGACCAUCUGGAUCGGCGAGCGGCUCGGCCGGAAAAACACUAUUCUGGUCGGCACGACCAUCAUGUCCAUCGGCGCCAUCCUGCAGACGGCCGCCUUUGGGCUUCCGCAGAUGUUUGUUGGUCGCGUGAUUGCGGGCAUCGGAAACGGCAUCAACACUUCGACCGCGCCCGUGUGGCAGGGCGAGACCAGCAAGGCGAGUUGGCGAGGCAAGUUGAUCGUCAUCGAGAUGAUUAUGAACAUCUUUGGGUUUUCACUGAGUAACUGGGUGACCUUUGGCUUCUCGUACCUCACGGGCUCAGUAUCGUGGCGGUUCCCUCUGGGAUUCCAGUUCUUCUUCAUUUUCAUCCUCUACGCUACCGUUCCCUGGCUUCCCGAGUCUCCACGCUGGCUCAUCGCCAAAGGUCGCGUCCCCGAGGCGGAACAGAUCCUCGCGGAUCUCGAAGACCGCCCUGUCGACGACGCCUACAUCCAAACGCAGUCCAAGGACAUCCAGUGGGCCGUUGACUACGAGCGCGAGCACACCGUCCCCUGGUCGGACCUCUUCAGGGGCAAGACUGGCGAGACAGCCGGGACAUGUACUCUCCGCCGUAUAUUCCUGGGUAUCGGUACGCAAGCGAUGCAGCAGCUCGGCGGCAUUAACGUCACUUCGUACUACCUUCCUACCGUUCUGAUCGUCUCUGUGGGCUUGGAUAACAAGACGGCGAGGUUGCUGGCCGCCUGCAACUCCGUCAGCUACUUCUUGUUCAGCUUGAUCGGCAUCCCGAACGUGGAGAGAUGGGGCCGCAGGAAAAUGAUGAUGUACGCGGCGUUUGGACAAUUCGUAUGCUACGCAGUCAUCACGAUCUGCAUCCGGUACAACGAGUACCCAGGCCUGGCCCCGGAGACGCAGUCUCAGUGGGCGAAGGCGUCCAUUGCCUUCUUCUUCCUUUACUACGUCUUCUUCGGUAUCGGCUGGCAGGGUGUUCCCUGGCUCUACCCAACCGAAAUCAACAGCUUGUCCAUGCGAACCAAGGGCGCCGCCCUCGGAACCGCGACGAACUGGAUCGUCAAUUUCAUGGUCGUCGAAAUCACUCCUCCCGGAAUCAACUCCCUCGGUUGGAAGUUUUACAUCAUCUGGACCGUUCUUAACUUCUCCUUCGUCCCCAUCGUCUACCUCUUCUAUCCGGAGACCGCGGAUCGCUCCCUCGAAGACAUCGACCGCUUCUUCGCCGAGAACCACGACAUCUUCGUCUUCAGAGACCCUGAUGCGACGUCGUCCACGAGGCCGGCCAAGUACAUCGCUCAGGAGCAGCAGCAGAUUGCGAAGCGGAACAGCGGGGUCGUCCCGGGAGAGACUGAAGACAUGUUGAGGAGGCGCGGUGUGUCGGAGAAGAUUAAGAAGGGAGAGUCGGAUGAGGAGAUGGCGUUUGGAGAGCACAAGGAGAGGACGUGA
Messenger RNA from Colletotrichum truncatum, 1647 nucleotides. RefSeq names its product sugar transporter. Gene Ontology annotation, biological process: carbohydrate transport; transmembrane transport. Gene Ontology annotation, cellular component: membrane. Gene Ontology annotation, molecular function: carbohydrate:proton symporter activity. The record is from RefSeq and is a predicted model, not a curated record. Lineage: Eukaryota; Fungi; Ascomycota; Sordariomycetes; Glomerellales; Glomerellaceae.